AUGGCGCUUCUAGAGAAGUUGAGGGAUACCGGUUACUGUGGGCGUCGCAAUUAUAGUCAUAUCCUGCAGACGAGAGCCUGGGGCAUGGUUGGGGUGCAUGUGCUGUGGUUGGUGUCUAUGUAUGUACGUAUGUAUGUAUGGAUGUCACUGCGUAUGUUGCGGAGAGCUCGGGGGUGUCCAUGUGCAUGCCCGAGUCGAGCGGACAGGCCUACCAACGGCUGCAACGCACAAGACAGUGUCUAG
Molecule: messenger RNA, 243 nt
Organism: Bipolaris victoriae FI3
Lineage: Eukaryota; Fungi; Ascomycota; Dothideomycetes; Pleosporales; Pleosporaceae
Exons: 1
Coding region: 1-243 (80 amino acids)
Source: RefSeq, a predicted model, not a curated record